Molecule: messenger RNA, 2142 nt
Organism: Penicillium odoratum
Lineage: Eukaryota; Fungi; Ascomycota; Eurotiomycetes; Eurotiales; Aspergillaceae
Exons: 5
Coding region: 1-2142 (713 amino acids)
Source: RefSeq, a predicted model, not a curated record
AUGGAGCGAGUGAUAAUUGUGGGAGCAGGUCUUUACGGCCUGAUUGCCGCGAAGACCUAUCUACAAGUGAAGGGUGUGUAUGCUGGCGAAGGAGAAACCAACUCCACAGCUGAGCUAGAGGGCAUACCACCAUGUUUUGCCCAUCACGGUCAUAAGGUCAAGCGUGCCGAUGGGUGUCAUUUGCUUGUGCUCGAUGCUGCAUCGGAUAUUGGAGGUACCUGGGCAAAAAGACGUCUCUAUCCAAACCUUCUCAGCCAAAACUCCUAUGGUCUGUAUGAAUUCAGCGAUCUGUCUCUUGCCGAUGCUGUCCCCUCCGAAGAAAGCAAGGGAAAUUCGCAGUUUAUUCCCGGGUGGAAGAUCAACCAAUACUUGCACACAUGGGUCGGUAAAUGGGACCUCCAGAAACACAUCAAGUUGAACUCGAAAGUUGGCAUAUCUUUCUCAUGUUUUAUUCGCUCGGCUAAUCGUUAUCAGGUCAACAGCAUCAGUCGCCUCGAAACCAAGGAAUGGAACCUCAACGUUGCUGUCAUGGACCACCUUGGUCAUUACCAAAAUAUCCACAUAAUAUGCGAUAAGUUGAUCUUGGCAACAGGGCUAACCUCGGUCCCAAAUUUACCAGAUAUAGAUGCAUCCAAGAGAGCCGGCAAACACUUUACACAAGAGAUACACGCCAAGGAUAUCGGGAGCUGGUCUCGCAUGAAUCUAGGGUACCAGCCUCUCCCCAGACCCGACAAGAUCAUACAAAUUCCACAGAUUCCACAACCACCGCCAUCUAAGAUACGAUCUGUCGUUGUCUAUGGGGGAGCCAAAUCUUCGUUUGACUUGGUUCAUUUUUUUGCGACGAUUCAUCGAAAGGAUCCUUCCUUGCAUCUACAGUUCACACCCGAAGACCAUGUCCAAGUACAUUGGAUUGUUCGAGACAACAGCCCAGGCCCAGCAUGGAUGGUUCCACCGACCUCCUCACUUCCCUCUGGAGAGGUUGUGGCCACCGAAAAGGCAGCAAGCACGAGGUUCAUCCAUUAUCUAAGUCCAUGCUCUUAUGAGGCGCCCAAGCGCCUCUAUGUACGGAAUUGGAGAAUACAUGGAGAUGGAUCAUGGCUAGCUCGUCUUUUCCAUGGAAAUAUCUUUGGGAGAUGGUGGAUACGUUGGCUAUGGAAUUCUGUGGAUCGGAGCAUGGAGGAAUUCGCACAAUAUGAUGGAGAUGAAAAACUGAAGCUCCUUCGGCCGAACAAGAGCAUCAUUUCCUGUGGUGCCAGUCUUGGUAUUGCGAACCAGCACGACUUUCACUCGCUGAACCAUUUUCGGGAAAACGAUGGAUCGACACAACAGUGUGCUACAGUAUCAUUGGCAGAUGGCAGAAACAUUGAUAAUGUUGAUCUCGUUGUUCAUGCUACUGGUUAUAAGCCAAUCGUCCCAAUCAAGACUUCGCCACCAAGUUUUCGACUCACCCUUGGUUUGUCAGGCAUUGCCAGCUCUGACUUCCUGGGAGAUGUUGAGGAUUCAAACGAGCCUCAGAAAAUGAUUGAUGUUCCUCUUGAUUCCACUACAAAGGAUCAAUGUCAGUACUGGCAAAUCCUUGACGCAGCGCUCGAGCCAGCGAUCAAGCAAAGACUAGUCGAUUGUGGAUGCGUCCCGCUGGAAAAAUCCGAUCCAUCAUGGAGUAGGCCAAAUAAAUUCAUUCCAUAUCGGCUAUUUCGUCGCAUGGUUGCUCCAGAACUAGCUGCCGAGGGAGACCGUUCCUUCGCAACCCUCGGGAUUGUUCUCGGUUCCACGAUUGCAGUUAUCGCUGAGGUGCAAGCAUUGUGGGUUGCCGGAUUUCUGACCGGGGGGUUUGAUCAGCCACCUAUAGGCAAUUCUGCACUCAAGUCUGGAGUACUGUUCCUGCCGGAUCUAUCCAAGGAGACCAUGAACCAGAAAAUUUCUGAAGACUGUGUUCUUGGAUCACUCACAGGGAGUGGGUUAGAGGUUGAUGCUAUCGAUUACAAUGAUAUGCUCAUGCGAGACUUGGGCCUGAACCCAUAUCGCUUUGGGGGAGGCAUGUUGAAAGAGCUUACUGGUGUUUAUGAGCCGCGCAUAUACGCUGGAAUAGUUGAAGAGUGGCUCAUUCGUCGGGAUUUCUUGCACUUAUCCUCGCGGGGCUAA